Messenger RNA from Eruca vesicaria subsp. sativa (arugula), 848 nucleotides. NCBI's taxonomy places the organism in Eukaryota, Viridiplantae, Streptophyta, Magnoliopsida, Brassicales, Brassicaceae. The record is from the annotation of a GenBank genome assembly.
UUAUUUUUGCCUUGGUAGCAAAGAUCCUUAAAAAAGUUCUCAUGUUUUUGAUGUUUGAAGGUGACACGUGAAAAUGGUUUUUACCAUAUGAACAUAGAAUUGACCGUAGGGAUGGAUCCUGAUUCGGUCUACUUCCUUUUGACUGAUCCACAAAGCGGUCCAUUUCAGAGUUUGAAGAACUACAAGAAUCCCAGACUUAUGGAAAACAAAUCAAGAAAGAUUUUGUUUGAGAAUGGUCCGAGGCAAAUUACGAGGGUGGAGAAAUCUGUGGUUUGUAAAGUAUUUGGGGUUUAUAUACCUAUCUCGAUGCAUCUAAUCUUCGAUGAAAACAGAAAAGAUCUUAUGACACAAUAUAAGAAAGAGAGAGUAAUAUUUAUGAAAGAAUUCAAAGGUAACUAUAAAGUGGAGCCUAUAUUUGUAGAUAAAGAACGUUUGUGCAAAAAGAAGACACCAAUGACUAGAGAAGAGUAUAAAAAAUGCAGUGGUGGCAAAGGAAAGAUUGCGUCAAAACUGACAAUAGACCAAUUCUAUAAGCCAUAUCCUCCUUUCAAUCUACCGCCGCUUUCUUGGUUAAUCCGUGGGCUCACCAUCAAAACCUCCAAAUCUCUGCUUGCACUGCUUCAAGACGCGGCUACUCUAUUCCGAACGGCUGAACUCAAUUCACCUCCCAGUGAAGACAGCGAGUAACAAACAUGAAAGAUACUAGCCUCAACGAACAUGCACAAAUACAUGUUUUAAAAAUUAACAAUACUCUCAAUAGUAUAAGAAUACAAUCAAACAAAAAAUGAUCAAAAUAUGUAAAUCUGUUUAUUAAGAAAAUAUAUAAUAAUAAUAAAAUUCAAAUUCAG